AUGGUCAAGAGAGAGGAGGAGAAAUUCCCCCGCUCCGACACCGUUCAGGGUCCCGACAUCUCCAUCGAUGACGCGCUCGAAUCAGCGUGGCAGUUCCACUAUACCAGCGUCCUGCGCGCUCUCGGCGUAGAGGAUGCCGAGCACGGUCUCAACAAGCGCGACAUCGAAGCGCGACGCCAGCAGUAUGGUUCCAACCAGCUCGAAGGCGGCGAUGAGAUCAGCAUCUGGAAGAUCGCUCUUCACCAGAUCGCCAAUGCCAUGACUUUGGUCCUCAUCCUUGCCAUGGGCGUAUCCCUCGGCAUCGGCUCGUGGAUCGAAGGUGGCGUGCUCGCUGGUGUCGUCGCCAUCAACAUCAUCGUCGGAUUCUUCCAGGAGCUUUCGGCGGAGAAGACCAUGAACGCUCUCCGCAACCUCGCCUCGCCCACUGCACGUGUCAUCCGAAAUGGUGACGGAGAGACCAUCUCGGCCAACGAGGUCGUUCCCGGAGACAUCAUCGAGCUCACCACCGGCGACACCGUCCCCGCCGACUGCCGUCUUAUCGACUCGAUGAACUUUGAGACCGACGAGGCUCUCCUCACGGGCGAGUCGCUCCCCGUUGCAAAGGACCACACUCAGAUCUACUCGGCCGCCGAGGAGGUCGGCGUCGGCGACCGUCUCAACAUGGCUUUCACCUCUUCCACCGUCUCCAAGGGCCGCGCCACGGGUGUCGUCGUGGGUACGGGCAUGAACACCGAGAUCGGCAAGAUCGCCGACGCCCUCCGCGGAGCAGCCAAGGCACAGAAGAUCCGCGAUGUCAAGCGCAACGCCUACGGCAAGGCUGGACCCCACCGCUACGUGCAGGCCGGCGCUCUCACCGUCUGGGACAAGGUCAACAACUUCCUCGGCACCAACAAGGGCACUCCGCUUCAGCGACGUCUCUCGCAGCUCGCCGUCGGCCUCUUCUUCGUCGCGGUCCUCUUUGCCAUCAUCGUCUUCCUCUCGAACAACUGGACCGAUAACGAAGUCAUCAUCUACGCCGUUGCCACGGGCGUUUCCAUGAUUCCCGCCUCGCUCACCGCCGUCCUGACCAUCACAAUGGCCAUGGGCAGCAAGGCCAUGGUAAAGAAGAACGUCAUUGUCCGAAAGCUCGAGUCGCUCGAGGCUCUCGGAUCGAUCAACGACAUUUGCUCCGACAAGACCGGCACUCUCACCCAGGGCAAGAUGGUCGUCCGCAAGGCGUGGGUCCCCGCCUCGGGCACGUACAGCGUCUCGGAGACCAACGAGCCCUUUAACCCGACUCUGGGAGAGGUCAGUGUCAACAACGUCGAGCCCCGCAAUGUCAAGACGGCUCGCGACUCGAUCGAGGACUCUGGCGAGGUUGUUGCCCGCAACGGCCAAUCCGACAAGGUCGAGGGCAACGACCGCUUCGAAGACUUCAUGAACGUCGCUUCGCUUUGCAACCUGGCCACCGUAUUCAAGGACAAGGAGACCCACGCAUGGACUGCUCACGGUGACCCCACCGAGUGCGCCAUCCAGACGUUUGUCACGCGCUUCGCCUGGGGUCGUCUUCGCCUGACCAAGGGCAAGAACCCCGACAAGGAGGUCACCGAGAAGGACCGCGACGCCGCCAAGUGGACUCAAAUCGCCGAGUACCCCUUUGACAGCUCCGUCAAGCGCAUGGCCGUCACCUACGUCAACAACAAGACCCACCAGGGCUACGCUAUGAUGAAAGGCGCCGUCGAGCGUGUCCUCGAGUCCUGCGUCAAGGCACAGACCGACGAUGGUCUCGUCGACUUCAACGAAGACUUUGAGGCACGAGUCCUCGAGAACAUGGAGGCUCUCGCCAUCCAGGGACUCCGUGUGCUCGCCCUCGCUCACCGCGAGAUCUCCGACAAGGAGAAGGAACAGGGCGAGGAGCUUGAACGUGCCGAUGUCGAGUCCAACAUGAUCUUCCUCGGUCUGGUCGGUCUGUACGACCCUCCUCGUCCCGAGACCGCAGGCGCCGUGCGAAAGUGCAAGGAGGCCGGCAUCACCGUCCGCAUGCUGACUGGUGACCACCCCGGCACCGCCAAGGCCAUCGCCCUCGACGUCGGUAUCGUUCCCCGCAACACCACCAAAUUCUCCAAGGCCGAGCUCGACACCAUGGUCAUGACGGCCGCUCAGUUCGACAAGCUUUCUGAUGCCGAGAUCGACGCGAUGCCGCAGCUUCCUCUCGUCAUUGCCCGCUGCGCGCCUCAGACCAAGGUCAGGAUGAUCGAGGCUCUGCACCGCCGCGGCAAGUUCUGCGCCAUGACCGGUGACGGUGUCAACGACUCGCCCUCGCUCAAGAUGUCGGACGUCGGCAUUGCCAUGGGCAUGAACGGAUCGGAUGUGGCCAAGGAUGCUUCGGACAUUGUGCUUACGGACGACAACUUUGCCUCGAUCGGGAACGCCAUCGAGGAGGGCCGCCGCAUGGCCGACAACAUCACCAAGUUUGUCUGCCACCUGCUUGCUCAGAACGUCGCUCAGGCUUCGGUCCUGCUGAUCGGUCUGGCCUUCAAGGAUGACACUGGCCUCUCGGUCUUCCCUCUGUCUCCUGUCGAGAUUCUGUACGUCAUCAUGGUCACUUCCGGUUUCCCUGCCAUGGGUCUUGGCAUGGAGAAGGCAUCGUCGGACAUCAUGAAGAGGAAGCCGCGCUCGAACAAGUGGGGCAUCUUUACGCCCGAGAUGCUCAUCGACCUUACCGUGUACGGCUUCUGGAUGUCGGCGCUCUGCUUGGCCACCUUUACGCUCAUCACGUUCAACUGGGGCGACGGCAACCUGGGCAACAACUGCAACUCGGACUACAACGACUCGUGCGAGCUCGUCUUCCGUGCGCGUGCCGCGACCUUUGCCGUCAUCACCUGGUUCUCGCUCAUUCUGGCCUGGGAGAUGGUCGACAUGCGCCGCAGCUUCUUCAACAUGCGCGACGACGGACGCUGGUACAACCAGUGGUUCCGCGACACGUGGAGGAACAAGUUCCUCUUCAUCUGCAUCGUCGGCGGCUUCUUCAGCGUCUUCCCCAUUCUCUACAUUCCCGGCCUCAACCGCGUCGUCUUCCUGCACGAAGGCAUCAGCUGGGAAUGGGGUGUCAUCAUCGUCUGCACCGUUCUCUUCGUCGGCGGUAUCGAGGCUUGGAAGUGGGGCAAGCGCGUCUACUACCGUCGCACCGAGGUUGACACUGCCAAGCUCGUCGACGAAGAGGCGGGUGUCGCGGAAGAACACGACCGCACGCCCGUCGACGGCGAGAAGAAGCAGCACAGCAACGAGCACAGCAGGAAGAUGGUCUCGGCCCCCACCACGUCGUCCGAGACGACCGCCGUGCACCAGAUGGCCUAA
Moesziomyces aphidis is the source of this 3336-nucleotide messenger RNA. The record is from the annotation of a GenBank genome assembly. Lineage: Eukaryota; Fungi; Basidiomycota; Ustilaginomycetes; Ustilaginales; Ustilaginaceae.